Messenger RNA from Dovyalis caffra, 1092 nucleotides. Lineage: Eukaryota; Viridiplantae; Streptophyta; Magnoliopsida; Malpighiales; Salicaceae. The record is from the annotation of a GenBank genome assembly.
AUGACUUACAAUGCUCACCCUUUUCAGCUUUUAGAAAUCAAUGUUAUAUCAGCCCAAGACCUGGCUCCGGUGUCCAGAUCAAUGCGUACCUACGCAGUAGUUUGGGUGCAUCCAGGAAGGAAACUGAACACAAAGGUCGACCAAAAUGGCCACAUCAAUCCUCAGUGGAAUGAAAAGUUUGUGUUCCGUGUUGAUGAAACAUUCAUAAAUGCUGAAAACUCUUCUGUCAUGAUUGAAAUCUACGCUGCAGCGUGGCUACGUGAUGUUCAGAUUGGAUCUGUAAGAGUUCUGAUAAGCAACUUAUUUCCUUCCCAUAACAACAACAACAAAAUGCGCUUUGUUGCACUUCAGGUUCGCCGCCCGUCAGGACGGCCUCAAGGGAUCCUCAACUUGGGGGUGCAGCUGCUGGACAGUACAAUGCGCAGCAUGCCUUUAUACACUGAACUUAGUGCGUCCGCAGUAGGCUUCAAUGACCUCAUUGAUGCCAAAACCAACGGACAAAGCCUUGAAGAAAAGAGUGCAAAAUUGCGUCGCACGCAGAGCGACCAAACUGACCAGACCAUCUCUGACUACUCUGGCUUGAAAGAGGGUGGCGGCAGGUCACUAGGUGGCUCGUUGGUUAAUUCUUCGGUGGUAAAAACCAGUGUUAAAGACAAAGAUAAUGGCAAUGGCAAUGGUAGUAUGGUCAAUGGAUCGCUUUGCUCCGACGUCGGGCCUUCUGCCUCUGUUGUGGCAGCAGCAAUUGCUAAAGGAUUGAUUAAAAGACCGGCAACUGCUGGUCAACAGGAUGCAGAUGGCGCACGGAGCUCAAUUCUUGAGGAUUGGACGGAAAAUGACAGUGUCGAAGGCCUAAGAACAAAGCUUGAGAGAUGGAGAACAGAACUUCCUCCAGUUUAUGAUAACGAUCUUCGGAAGAUGCACACGAAACGUAAGAAGCAUAGGCGGAGGCCAGAAGCUCGAUUGUUUUCAUGUUUCGGUAACGUUUUUGGAUGUGAAAUUUCCAUUACUUGCGGCGGGCGUAGCAACAAGAAGAGGUAUGGCAAUGGAAAAGUUUGUCAUCUUAGCUCUGUGGACAGUCAAUCAUAUUUAUGA